GCUCAAUUCUACAAAACCUUCACCCGCCCUAUAGGCAAGGUCCUCGUCCUCGCCGUCUUCACAUACCAGGUCGCAUACUGGACGUGGCUGAAACUCGAAGCCGAUGAGCAUCGCGAAGAAACUGACGCAACGAUUACUGCGCUCGAAACAACCGUCAACGAAUACCAAAAGACGAAAGAGGGGAAAUAA
Messenger RNA from Trichoderma atroviride IMI 206040, 189 nucleotides. RefSeq lists its product as uncharacterized. Lineage: Eukaryota; Fungi; Ascomycota; Sordariomycetes; Hypocreales; Hypocreaceae. The record is from RefSeq and is a predicted model, not a curated record.